Umbelopsis ramanniana AG is the source of this 1089-nucleotide messenger RNA. RefSeq lists its product as uncharacterized. The coding region runs from base 181 to 921 and encodes 246 amino acids. The record is from RefSeq and is a predicted model, not a curated record. Gene Ontology annotation, molecular function: protein binding. Lineage: Eukaryota; Fungi; Mucoromycota; Umbelopsidomycetes; Umbelopsidales; Umbelopsidaceae. The transcript is spliced from 3 exons.
CAAGUCAUGAGUUCGCACCCAAAGGACGAAGGGAGGCCAGGUCUGGGAAGAUAUCGGUCCGCCACUUUUUGUGAGACCCUCUUCUUUUUACUUACCCUUUUCCUGUUUACCUUUGAGUCCCUCCUCUCCUAACCCCCCGAAUACACCCAGUCCCAGUCCCAGUCCACCACCUGCUCGCCCAUGUCACCAAUAAGCACACUACCGCAUAAGCUUCUAAGGCAUAUCUUGGAAUAUCUCUCCAAUGAAGAGCUAUACACUAUUAUGCCCGUAUCCACUGUAUGGAACGCUACUGCUGGUCAGGUGGUUGCCCAUAGUUUUCGUGAACAACACUUGGUGAUGUGGAUUGACCAAGAAGGCCACCGCAUGUGCAACCCGCUAUGGACAUUCGAUUCUUACAAUACCCUCACCAAUGUUAUUCGCUUUAAGCCUUACGAAGCAGAACCUACCACCCAUCCUGAUAUCUACAAUCUCAUGUUCGGACUUAAACGACCAUGUCUCAGACUCAUUACUAUCGGCGAUGACCACCAUUAUGAUUACUUGGAGAAAGCAGGCUCUAUUUCCUUAAAGCAUACCGGUCAAAAGACCAUGUUGGCCUCCGACCUAUCGGCGGCAGACAACACUUAUCAUCAAUGGCGCUUUACCUAUCGCAUUGAAUAUCUUUAUCGUAAGAACCGUAAAAUUGAUGGUGAACGUGUCUUCAUUCCAGAGAUUUUCGAAUGUUCUCUAUCGUUUUUGAAUCCUAAACGUGCACAUAGAACGAAGCUGGCAUGGUAUGUCAAGAAACAUAUGAAGAAUAUCAAUCCUGCUCCGUCCAAGGACAGCAAACGUACUAAGAUUCACGGCGAAGUCUCGCCCUCUGAAUGGAAUUCUUUCUUCUCUCAACAGCCUAACGAUAUGAUGCCUCAAAUGUAUGUUCAUUAGACCAAUGUGAAUUUCUGACUUUGUAUUUUUUUCCCUUUGCUUUGUCUUCUACUGCUGCCCCCCCCCCCAUUUCGAAAAAAAAAAGAAAUGUGAUCUGAUAAACACGAUUUUUGAGUAAAUAAAUCCAACAAGAAAAGGGCUUGAUACCCCACAUGUGCAAUACUAAAA